GAUAAAGGUGCAACUACGACGAAUAGACAUUUUGUAAAUUAUUGAAAAACCGGGUGAAUUUCCCGGUAUUUGUGUCCAAGUUUGUGAAAUACGAUUAUGUAGACUUCGUUUUUGCAUGUGUACAACUUAUGAUAGUUUUCGUUGAGAAAAUUACAUUAAAUUUACACGAAACUACAGCACAGUGCACACCAUGGGCCUUUCCUUGUAUUUGGUUUGCGCAUAUAUCCUAUUGACACCUAUUAGUGCUUUUUAUUUACCAGGAUUAGCGCCUGUGAACUACUGCAAAGCCGGCGAGGAUAAUGGGAAAUCAUGUAAAAAUGAGAUACCGCUCUACGUUAACAGACUUAACACAGAAGAAUCAGUUAUACCUUUUGAAUAUCAUCACUUUGACUUCUGCCUCUCUGAUGAGACUCAGUCGCCAGUUGAAAACCUUGGUCAAGUAGUAUUUGGAGAGAGGAUCAGACCAAGUCCAUAUAAACUGAGUUUUCUACACAAUGAGAAUUGUAAAGAACUAUGCACAAAGACCUAUAGAGCAUCUGAUCCAGAAUCUAUUAAGAAGUUGAACCUCCUCAAGAUGGGAAUGGCUCUUUAUUACCAACACCAUUGGAUUUUGGAUAACAUGCCAGUGACUUGGUGUUAUUUAGUAAAUGAGGGAGGAAAAACAUACUGCAGCACUGGUUUCCCUAUGGGUUGCCAAGUUAGGAAAGAUUUGGAUACUUGCACACCGAUAGUUAAUGCAGCAUCGAGUGCGUUUGGCACAUACUUUCUGUUCAACCAUGUGGAUUUGGAGAUCACGUACCACAGUGGAAGGGAGGAGGAAUGGGAUGUUGGUGUUGGGGACAAUGGUGGACGAAUUAUAUCUGCUAAGAUUAAGCCGGCCAGUAUCAAACACCAAAGCGUUGAUAGCCUUGAUUGCAACGCGAGAAACAAUCCUCUAAUCAUACCAACCUCUCUGUCCGGAAAAGAGGAUUUCACUGUUAUAUAUUCUUACCGUGUCACAUAUAUCAAGAAUAACACUAUCAAAUGGUCGUCGAGAUGGGACUACAUCCUGGAAUCUAUGCCGCAGACCAACAUACAAUGGUUCUCUAUAUUGAACUCGUUGGUCAUUGUGCUUUUCCUUAGUGGCAUGGUCGCGAUGAUUUUGUUGAGGACUCUGCACAAGGAUAUUGCAAGAUACAAUCAAAUGGAGUGUGGUGAAGAUGCACAGGAGGAGUUUGGUUGGAAACUCGUCCACGGAGACGUCUUCAGGCCACCGCGACGAGGCAUGCUACUGGCAGUGUUCCUUGGUUCAGGGUCACAAGUAUUCGGCAUGACGCUGGUAACCCUCGCGUUCGCCUGUCUCGGCUUCUUGUCCCCGGCGAACCGCGGAGCCCUGAUGACUUGCGCGCUAGUCGCGUGGGUGUUACUCGGCGCCGCUGCUGGUUACGUCAGUGCGCGAGUCUACAAGAGCUUCGGCGGGCGACGGUGGAAGAGCAACAUACUUCUCACGUCCAUGGUGUGCCCAGGCGUGGUGUUUUCGCUGUUCUUCAUAAUGAACCUGGUGCUGUGGGGCAAGGGCUCUUCAGCAGCUGUACCGUUCUCCACGCUGGUCGCAUUGCUCGCCCUCUGGUUCGGAGUGUCGGUACCUCUCACCUUCAUCGGCGCUUACUUCGGAUUUAGGAAACGGAUUCUGGAGCACCCGGUGCGAACGAACCAAAUCCCGCGGCAGAUCCCCGAACAGUCGCUGUACACGCAACCUGUACCCGGCAUAGUGAUGGGAGGCGUUCUGCCUUUUGGCUGCAUUUUCAUUCAACUCUUCUUCAUUCUCAACUCGCUCUGGUCCAGUCAGAUGUACUACAUGUUCGGUUUCCUGUUCCUCGUGUUCGUGAUCCUUGUCAUCACCUGCUCCGAGACCACUAUACUGCUUUGCUACUUCCACCUCUGCGCCGAAGACUACCACUGGUGGUGGCGGGCCUUCCUCAGCUCUGGCUCCACAGCUGGGUACCUCUUCCUGUACUGCUGUCACUACUUCGUGACCAAGCUGAACAUUGACGACGCCGCCUCGACCUUCCUCUACUUCGGCUACACCGUCAUCAUGGUGUUCCUGUUCUUCCUACUCACAGGCACCAUAGGAUUCAUGGCUUGCUUCUGGUUUGUUAGGAAAAUAUAUAGUGUGGUUAAAGUUGAUUAGUUUAGUUUUUAGUUUAGCGUAAGGAACAUUGCGUUGGUACAGCGGAUUGUGUGGUGAGGUCGAAGAUAGAAUGUCUUAAGUUUUUUUAAACUUUGCUGUAUAAUAAUUUCACAGACUAAAAAAAAAUGAUAAACGCUUAAGCUGAACGCAUCUUGAAUAUCGGCAGAAUGUUGAAUUAUCCUGUACUGAAAAUACAAUUGACGUCAUUAGCACGCGACAACAGUAUUUGUCUGUCAUGAAAAAUCCAAAAUGGCGGAUAGUAUAUAAAAAGUAAAGUAUCGAGUUUGAUAUCAAAAUAACUACGUUUAAGAAAAAUUAUAUAAUUUGUAACAUUUCCGUACCCAGUGAGUUGAUACUUGUAUGAAAAUGUUCUAUCUUUUUAGUUUAGUCUGUGAUUUGUUCUACGCCGUACCUUUGGUAUGUUACAGGAUGGUUAAUUAAGAUUUUUACUUUAACUGAGAAAAAAAAGCUCUCGGAAAGACAACAUGUUUAGAGUUCUGUUCCAUUUUUUUUUUUCGUUUGUCAAACACCCAGAUUCUUAAUUUUAUACGGGAACUUUUUGCAAUAGUGUUUUGGAAGUGAAACUUUUUAGUAGCAAAAUAGACUAAAGUAGAAAGAAAGGAUAAUUAUUUGGGAUUUAAAAAUCAGUUUGAUUAUGAGAUUUUGAUCGAAAACGCUGAAACAAUUUGUAGAGGCAAGUAUAUAAACUGUUUCGACCCAACCUGACCUUGACUGGAAAAAUCUGCAGAGGACAGUAUAUAAGCUGUGUUGACCCAACCUGAUCUUGACUGGAACAAUUUGUAGAGGCCAGUUUAUAAGCUGUUUCGACCUUGUUUGACUUAAUAAAUCAAGGAACCGAUACUCCAAAAAGUCUCACUUCUAUUUCAUGUAGCCCCUUAAGUGAAGGCCAGUUCAAAUCAGCAAACCUACGCCCGCGGUUGCGUAAAAAUAUGCGUCCGGUGUGCAUAAUCGCGGCACUAGCUAAACUACGACCUUAUAUAAUAUUGACAAACUUCUCUUUCGACGUUAUUUUCGAGCGAGAAGGAAGGAGUCUGUUUCCUUUUCUCUCGCUCGCAAAUAACACCAAAGAUUGUGAAGGUUAAUUACCUCUUUUCGUUUAUUAUAGGACUGAUAAUAGCCAACGAAAAGUAAUAAUUUAUGUUAUUAAACCUUGAUGUUAUUUGCGUGCUAGAUAAAAGGACAUUAUCUGUUUUCGUUUCUCGGAAAUGUCAAAAUUUCUUAACGUUGCUUAUCUCUAUCCGUUGACCAUUGUUCAGUCAUGGAAUUUAUAUUUGUACACGACAGCGAGCGCAGGUUUAACUUUUAGGUUCAGCCUUCCCUUUAGACACUCACCCAAUUUUUUUCUUUUGUGAUGAAUUUUUUUUUUUCUAUAUAGCACGUAUAGAAAUAAAUAUUAUAUAUUUAAUUUACCGUGAUAACUGUUAAGACACGAGUGGUAAACAGUGCAGUACUCGAUUUUAGGUACAAUUUUUGGGGUGCAGCAAUCGGUUCGAAUCCCGCGCAGUUAGGACUAGCGCGCACUGCGGUUUUUUUCAGCAAGACAACGUGUCGCGAAUGAAAAUCGUAAUUUGCGCUUAGCUGCUUACGACCCUUGUGCCAGGCACUAUUAUUAUAUUUUCUAAAUGUUUACCUAUUUAUCACCAUUGUGAAUAUAAGGAUUGAGAGACUGCUGUACACAAUAUGGUUGAAUGUAUAAACAAAAAUUAUCGCAAAUAAAUUGAUAGUCAUACAAACGAUUUGAUGUCCAUUUAUUUUAGUUUUAGGAUCUAAGUUGUUUAUUAUCUCAGCGGGAAUUUUUUGAUAUGCAUUUAUUUCGAACUAAUGAUCUGUAACCAUUAGAAGCAAUCCGAAGCUUUAUCCAAACUAAUAAUAAAGCUGUAGUUUAUUUUUUGCUUGCUUGUGGUGUCACUUGCAAACAAUAAGAUUUGAAAAAUAUAUUUUGGUAUCAUUCUUGAGGAAGGUUAUUAAUGCGCAAUCAUCACGGUACAUUUUGGAGCAAAGCAAACAAAGUAAAGGCACGGUUGAGCGAUUUAAAAUAGUGGGUCAGGGACUAUUGUGUAGAAUAUUUGUAUAAUUUUUGUUGUUUUAGUCAUGUUGAUUAAAAUCAACGACAUUGUAUUGGCAUUGAUAUAAUAAGAGUAGAGUUUAAAGAGUAUUAUUUUAAUUUGAUGGAUGUCUUAAGUAUAUAUAAAAUAUAAUAAAAUAUUAUUCUGCUUUAUGCUAUGUUAGUAAGGAUUUUUUAGAUAAUUUUUUUUUCAUCAAGCAAAAAUUUGAAAAGAUUCAAUUAUCUGGAAAACUUCAUACUUUAUAUAGCGUUCUCCCGUUGAGAUAUUAUAAUUAGCAUCAUGGAAGUUGAAACUAUGCAGUAGUUGAUUUCAAGCGAUCUAGCGGACCAAGUACAGAAGGCCGGU
Molecule: messenger RNA, 4602 nt
Organism: Pararge aegeria (speckled wood butterfly)
Lineage: Eukaryota; Metazoa; Arthropoda; Insecta; Lepidoptera; Nymphalidae
Gene: TM9SF2
Product: transmembrane 9 superfamily member 2
Exons: 9
Coding region: 191-2170 (659 amino acids)
Biological process (GO): protein localization to membrane
Cellular component (GO): membrane
Source: RefSeq, a predicted model, not a curated record